Messenger RNA from Trichomycterus rosablanca, 1282 nucleotides. It is a transcript of the gene tmem45a, whose product is annotated as transmembrane protein 45a. The coding region runs from base 99 to 932 and encodes 277 amino acids. Lineage: Eukaryota; Metazoa; Chordata; Actinopteri; Siluriformes; Trichomycteridae. The transcript is spliced from 6 exons. The record is from RefSeq and is a predicted model, not a curated record.
GUUCAAGGUUUUAUUUAACAAGCAAAACGCGAGAGGUCUGGGUUACUUAACAAACUCCUCAUUCUUUACCUCACCUGUAUAAGGGCCUGUAAGUCAUCAUGGGAAAUUUUAAAGGUCACGCUCUACCUGGCAGUUUCUUUCUGAUGGGUGGGUUGUGGUGGGCAGUAAAGCACUCGCUGUGGUACGUUACCCGCAGAAACAGGAAUGCCGGGGCAGGACGGCUCGCGACACGAGCCACUCAGCAUCGUCUAGAAAUCAUCGAGGGGGCUGUGAUUCUUUCUUUCUCUGUUAUUGGUAUACUAGCCGAGCAGUUUGCAGUGAAUGGACCAAAGUUUCACUUGUAUGACUCUUCCACUCAGCACUGGGAAAAACUGAUGAACUGGCAGCACACAGCCAUGUACUUGUUCUUCGCUCUGGCUGGGGCUACGUCCCUUAUUGUCCACUGUACAGAUGCAGCACCUCUGGCAUUAGAUCGCUUACUUCUGGGCCUUGCUUUUUUUAACGAAGGAUUCCUAUUCCUUUAUCAUCUGCAUGGCAGAGACAUGCUGGAUGUCCACGUGCACAUGCUGUUGCUGUACGCAGUGUUCGGAGGAGCCGCCGUCUGCCUCCUGGAGGUCUUCCACAGGGGAAACGUCCUGCUGGAGCUGCUACGUGCUGCUCUUUGUUUGCUGCAGGGCAGCUGGUUUUGGCAGAUUGCCUUUGUGCUGUACCCUCCCAGUGAGGUGAAGUGGGAUUUGUCUGACCACAACAACAUGAUGUUCAUUACCAUGUGUUACAGCUGGCACCUAGCAUUUGCCCUCAUCACUGUGGCUGUAGUGCUCACCACUGUUACAUGUAUUUUACGUUCCAAACUCAAGAGAAUGCAACCUAUGGAGAUGCGUCUUCUAAAACCAUGUGAAAGAGAAGGAGAUUCUGAAGACGAGGCUCUAUAAGUCUCUGUUCCUGAUGUACAGUCAGCUGUUUUCAUGAAGACAAGCUUUAAAGCUGACUCUGAACACCAGUAUGAGACUCCCUGGACACGUGCGAUUCCACUGUACUUGGUGGCUGAGACCGAGUAUAUUGCCUCAUCUGUACUUUUAACUUUUCAGUGGUCAGUGGCACAACACGCAGUUCUGUUGUUCAGAACUGAAGAACUGAAACGUUUUAUGGUGUGCAUUUCAUAGCUUUCUAUGACCUGGUUUAUUAUCGUAUACUGUACGUACUGUCGGUUUAAACACCAGCGUCUUCUAAUCUUCUCUUUCUUAUUAUUGUUAUUUUAUUGAUAAUUUAUGGACAAAUCUCU